AUGCCAUCCCUCUCGACGUCGUACAAUCAGCGCCUUCAGCGCCUCUUCAUGCACUUCAAGAAGAACACCAACAGCCUAUUGGAGGGAUGCUGCGCCUUAAUUGAGCUCAUCGAUGAGGAUGACCUGACGAACUGGUAUGUGCUGCUGCGCUAUGAGGAUGAGAAUAAAGCUGAGUUCUUCGUCUCGCUUCGCGUCUUCUUUCUUGAAGAGCUGCAGCGCAUGCCACUGGUAUUUGUGAUCGCUCCUCGACUUGUCGCCACCUUUAUUCACCACGGAGCAAUCUGCUCAUUAGAGCUCAUGUCGCAGCACUGGUCUGUGGAUGUGGAUGGAUUGACGCUUCUUUUCCGCUCCCUGCACGCGACACUGAACCCCUUUGGUCACGACAGUAAAGUCACAGUGGACGAACUCAACAGUAACCGAAACAAUGGCAAUCCACCACAUCGUUCACUUGUGAACGAUGCGUCGGACAACCCUGCAGCAGGUGUGGCCACCGUAUCGGCCUAUACACGUGAUGAACACGAUUUGGGCAUCCGUCACAUUAGGCAGUCACACCCACACCUCUUCCGCGGCUAUACUGUGAAGAAAGACAAAUGUCAGGAGCAUCAGGAGUUGGAUGUGCCGCCAACAGUAGUGACGGAUGGUAGCGAAUCCUCCGUUGCCUUCUUCACAAGUAUGUGUAUGGACAAGGAAGCGUCUAAAAAGGCAGGAGAGCAGAAGGUAGUUGUGCACUCUCGCGAAGAGUUACAGCGUCUUUUCGUUAGCGGUGGGGAAAUGGAGGUGCAGUUGGACAUUCAAUAUGCUCUUUCCUCACCGCCUACCACCUUUGUGGAUGUCGAUGACAAUAUAGUGAAGUGCACACUCCCGUCUGCCGGUGACGGUACCUCACUGUACGCCAUUUCGCUUGGGCCCUACAAAGCGGCAGACGACAGCGAGGCAAAGACGGCACAAGAAGUCAAGAACAGUACAACAAAUAUAGAGCAGUCGUCGAGAACAGAAAAAGAAGAAACUCUCAACAAUACUAAGGGAGCGGUGCUUAGUGUGGCCAGCGAAGCUGGUAGGGACGCAAGUGACAACGAGACGACGUCCAUCCAGUCGCCAUCCGCACCACUUUUCAGCUCUUCUAAAGCAUACCGCGAUCACGGGCCGAAAAAGAGGAUGGCGGGGCUCAUCUCUGGCCACCACUUCAGCGGUGGAAAAAGCAGAGAUGGCGCUGUUUCUGCUGCUCCAACCAUCGCCGUGGUACUGACAGGGGAACAGACGGAUUGCGAAGCUCAGUGCAGUGACCUUUUGCCCAACACACGGGAUUGCCGUACGCCAGACGUGCCUUGUGAGAUUCCUGCUGGUUGCACGCUGCGGAUGCAGAACCUCACGGUGUACGGGGCCCUCACGGUGUUCGGCACCCUAGAGAUGCGAGAUUGCACCUUCAUUGGUCACUUCUCUACUGAGGGGUCGGGGCGUGUGCAGCUCUUACACUGCGAUGUGUACGUGGACGUGCCUGAGACGCGCCGAGAGGGAAUCCUCGUUCUCGACGACUCCAUUGUGGAGCUGCGCGACAACACCACGCUCCAGAGGAAGGAGUACACGUUCACUGAUGAGCAGGCAUCUCUUUCAGUUGACACCACGGCGCCGUUUCUUUUGCAGGCGUUUGUCCUUGUGUCAAACAGCGGCUCCUUGCGUAUACAAGGUGACUGCCACAUCUACCCCUACGGCACCGAGAAAACCAUCUUUGCAGAGCAAGACGCAUCGGUUGACAUUGCUGACUCUACAAUCAUGGCGGGUUUCAGCAGCGCUGUUAGUAUACUUGGAUGUCGCGCUUUCUUGUUUAACACACGUUUAUACGGUGGUGAUCGCAUUGACUUGCAGGUGUCCGACAUUAAUCGCCCCACAGGACUGAAUGUGGAGCUGGGAGGCAUAGUCACAGCCCGCCAUUGCCAAGCAGAGCACCUAUACUUUGGUUUCUCAGUUAUUGCACACUCUGUGGCUCACUUCUACGCUUGCCACGCUGACCACGUGGUGAAUGGAUACACGAUUGACGCUUCUUCUGUUACUAUAGCGAAUAGCUCCGCACGGACAAACCAUGUGGGUGUAUUUGCGUUAAACAAAGCCAAGUGCAAGAUCAGCAACGACACGGAACACAUUCCUAGCUUCGAGGAGCGAUGCCGCCUGCUGUUAAAGUUGCGGAGACGUGCUCCAAGAAGACGAUUACUGGCACAAACUACUAUGGUCAAGCAUGACAUUAACCUCUCUCCUCCCAUUUGCAGCGGCCCUAUGGCUACACAGGAACCGGCAGCUGCUGUAUUGGAUUUCAGGGAAGAUAAAGAAAUGGGAAAAGAGAGUGUUGACCCCACUACCGCAGCAGAAAUAGCCACGGUUUUUAUUGAAAAACUUGUAGAAGACUUUGAGUUCUCAACAACACGAAUAGAAUCGCCAUCCCGUUCAGUAUCCACACCAGCACCAGCGCCGCCAGUGCCAGGGACAAGAAUAACACAAACAACAAGAACAACAACAACAACAACAGCAUCACCACUACCACCAGCGUCUGCAAUAUUGCCUCUUUCCUUUACUGGAGGCCUUUUCAGCCUCGAGGUACGUGAUGCUACUAUGAUAGCCGAAGGCAUGGUACUUUCAGACGCACAAGACACAUCUAUUUACGUCUACGAUCAAGGAUCUUUAACAUUAACGGACUCCGUCGUGUGGACGACGUUGACGUCGACCCUGCAGCCAUGUGGGCUGAAAGUUGUAAAUGGCUUUGCACAUGUGCACAAUUGCCUCAUUGCAGACUAUGCAUUUGGGUUUGCGGCGAUACAGAGCUCUGUGGUCCGUCUUGAGGAGUGCAUGGCCAUCGGCGGAACGAAUGGCUUCACUCUUGAUGACGCACACUGCACGUUGCACCACUGCGGUGCAGACACUGACCACGUUGGCGUCUUCUCUCUCAAUCAAUCAACAUUGCGCAUGGACAAUACAACGGCACCAAAGUAUAUAACGGGCGGACUCCCGUGUGUGCUGAAAGGUCGCGUACACGGAUUGGAAAGCCGCUCUGGGGAUACCGUCUGUGUGGGGGUGAUAGUUCAACGUGGUCUGGACAGUGGGUUCACGUGCUACAAUGGGGGAUGCCUCCGGCUGGAGAAGUGUAUAGUAGACAUGGGCGUUGCCGCAUGUGUGGAUUCUGUCAGCGCUGAGGCACCAUACCGAGCUCCUCAAUCUUCCUGUGCAAUCGGCUUCUCGAGCUCUGCCUCAGCGUCAGGAGCAGCGGUAGCUGUUGCUGCUGCUGCUCCUCCUCCGGGAAAUGCGGAAGCUACAGGAAGUGGCGGCACUACCACUAGCGGUGGUGGUGGAGCUGUAAAGGCGGGAAACAAUACCCCGUCUGGGGUAUCACAUGAUGGGCGUCCUCCAUCGUUGCCUUCGUAUAGCACCCAAAAAAAUUCCGGUGUAAAGGCAUGGUCUGGGAGCCACUGCGUUGUAGUUGGUUGCGAAGUGCGGCAUGUCACAUUUGGAUACGCCGCAAUUGGGCCCGAAACAGAGUUGGAGGCCUCUCACUGCACAGCAAAGCAUAUUGUUAAUGGUUUCACAGUGGACAGUGCCAAAUGCCGGUUGUCACGUUGCAGCACUAACAGUAAUCAUGUGGGUGUGUUUGUACUAAACCACGGUACAUGUGCUGUACGCCGCGGAAGCUACACAGCUCGAAUGUACAGCAUUGAGAACCGCAAUGGUAUCAUACAUGUGGAGGGCCACGUGAAGCUAAGCGGUUUUUCCCGCAUCGGUCUAUAUGUCUACGACGGCGCGAGGCUGGACACCCUGGUAGACAGUAUGCUGGACAUUAAAGUUCGCAAAGACCCCGCUCAGCAGCACUUACCACCACAAUUAACUCUCACUGGUGCCUCUGCCGCUCCGUCUGGGCUUUUUCCCUCAUGCUUUGCAAUGGAUAAGGGUACUGCUGUCAUUCACAACGCCUGCUUUGGAGGAGGUGCACAAUGUGCCGUGAGCUGUGGUGAUGGUGCCAAUGUGUACCUGCACCAAUGUACAGCUGAAUUCUGUAACGUAGCCUUUAACGCACUCACUGGAUCGCAGAUGUAUUUGUCGGAUUGCCGUGCGCUCAAUGUGCGUCAGCACGCGCUCAUUGUCCACCGUGGUGCUCUUUCACGUGUGACUUCGCAGGCCCCUGUCUCCUCGGCAGGCUCCGUACUCCAGGGACGGCUGCAGAUUGAUGGAAAGUGCUUUCUUGAGCACGUCGCCGUGCGUCCUAUGCCAGUGGGAGAUAAAGAAACGUUUCCUUUGCCACCUUUGCCACCAGGGGUAACACCCCCUUCGGCGCCGUUUUCGCGUUCAUCUCCAUUCAAUGCAACACUGCCAAUGCCAAAUGGCCUUAUUCGUGUAGCAGGGUGUGGUUCACUUCUGAUGGAUUGGUGCCUCAUUCUCCUCGAGGAGCGGCAGCGCAUGACUCUGCAGAACGACGGGAUGGACGAGACUCCGACGCAGACAGUGAUUAUUGUGGAGGGCCGAAGGGCUACAGUUCAAUUGCGAAAUGCACUAUUUAAGCAGGUUUUCUUGUCUGCACACUAUAAAGAAAGGAGCGCCCACGCUUCUAUCAGUUCGUAUAAUAGCGCCUUGGUGGCGGAUAUUUCCUCUGACCUAUAUGGCUCCUCUACCGAGGCGACGUGGUAUGGCCUGGCGUUGCUACAUGGUGCCAAAGGUGAGAUACGUGACCUCCCUGAUCCCACACUUCUAGGCAGCAGUGCUUCCUCGCUUUGCACGGCAGCGGCAACAAGUGAACACUUGGCUGAGGCGCCCCCAUUGGAAAACCAUCGUCCACUUGUGUCGUGUGUGGGUAGCGGAGCUGACGCAAUGGCAAACAGUGGUAUUACUGUGGACAGAAGUGUUCCCAUGUGUAACGCGAACGAAAUUGACAUUUUUUCUAGUGGUGAUAUUGUGCCUUUGCGCGUGCAUGUUGCAAGUUCGUCCACACUGAUUAUGGAGAAUGCCCAUCUACGGAAGCUUGUUGCUUCGGGUGGCUCAAGCAUCGAUGCUUCGCACUGCUUUUUUGCUGGUCCGGAGGCCGUCCUCCUCAGUGGGAAUACCACCUUUCGGGCUUUGGAGAGUGUUUUUGUGGGCUCGAUUCGUGGCCCGGCGAUGUGUGCAGAGUAUGCAACUGUAUCACUCACCAAAUGCCGCGGAUACUGUACACACAGAGAGAUUUUGACUGCCAAGUGCGCCACGCUGACAUUUGUAGACUCUGUUUUGUCUGAUCUUGCUUUUGGAGACAUCAAUAACGGCGGCAACACCGUCAGCACGGAUCUACAUCGUUUGCUUUUGGGUGCGCUGGCGGAGGGCGAACGUGGGGUAAGGGCGGCGAAUGACCCACGUUGUGGAGACGGCAGUGAAAGCAGUAGCACCGUGGCCGCGUGUGCGGAACGGGGGGAUACUAUGAUGCCACAGACACUAGCACCGACAUGCGCGUCUUUGGGGGUUGAUACUGCUUGUAAGGGUGCAAGUGCACUGCAGAGCCUCCCACCAGCACCACAUGCAAACGCUGAUAAAACACAGUGUGAUGCCGCCCAGUCAACUUUGAUGGACGAGGAGAUGGUCAGAAAGAAACGGUUAAUAGCCAACAUUCGCCUCUUCUCCCUCCAUAAUGUUUCUUUGGACCCCUCCUUCAACGAGGAGAAUGAGACAAUAAAGACAUUCUGUGGUAUUGGUGGGCCGAUGACACGGCUGUACUACCCCCCGAAGCCCGAUUUUAUAACAGUGACUCCAGAUGGAGUUCAAGGAUCUGGAUGCCAUCAGAGCGUACGCCUAGAGCAUUCACGUUUGUACUUCAACAAAGCAACAAUCAUUGAAGGUGGUAUUGCAGCAGAUUCAUAUAGUCUGGUUGAGGUCUGUCACGUGUCACGCAUUUCAGAAUUCAUUCGAGCGAUAAAGGAGGCAGGAGUGCGCCUCGGCAUGGCCCUGCUUGGCAUGAAACGGCAAUAA
Messenger RNA from Trypanosoma grayi, 5967 nucleotides. RefSeq lists its product as hypothetical. Lineage: Eukaryota; Euglenozoa; Kinetoplastea; Trypanosomatida; Trypanosomatidae. The coding region runs from base 1 to 5967 and encodes 1988 amino acids. The record is from RefSeq and is a predicted model, not a curated record. The transcript has a single exon.